Cooperia oncophora is the source of this 639-nucleotide messenger RNA. NCBI's taxonomy places the organism in Eukaryota, Metazoa, Nematoda, Chromadorea, Rhabditida, Trichostrongylidae. The record is from the annotation of a GenBank genome assembly.
AUGGCACAAGACAGUGACGAUGACGAAUGUCCCGUUUGUGCUCAAAGGAUGAUUCUUCCUACGGCUGUGCCUGUUUUGAGUUGGAAAGUAAGUGUAACCGUUGCCAGUUUAGGUCCAGCUUCUAAGCGGGCUCGAGUGUGCAGUGAUGAGGCUGGUCCCUCUUCGAGAACCAAAACUCGCGAGCAUUCAAAUGAACAAGAGUACGAGUCGCCACAACGAGAACCGGAGACUAGUGCGACUUCUAGUGAGCGAUACUACUGGUUGUAUGAGGGCCCAAUCACAGUGAUAAAGCUAUCUCCAGCUGUUGUUUUGUUCACUCCUAAGAUGGCACAAGACAGUGACGAUGACGAAUGUCCCGUUUGUGCUCAAAAGAUGAUUCUUCCUACGGCUGUGCCUGGUUGUGGACAUAAAUUCUGUUUUCUAUGUAUUAAGGGUGCUGCCUUUCGAACACAGGAGCGAUUGUGUCCAAUGUGUCGUGGUAAUGUCAGCGUUUCCAUAUUCCGAAGUCCUGCCAUGCGAAAUGUCACACUGGACAUGCAUGAUCCGGAAUCGCCCACGGUCACGAGAGAGCUACAAAAGUCGAAAUCUGACGGCACUGGUUGGCGUUUUUGUCGUGUGCUGUUUUUAUUAACUUCUUAA